UGUCAAGUACUAUUGUAUCUUAAGAGAAACAAAAAUAAAAUUUGAAAAUGAAAUUCGCUCUCUGUUUUGCGCUCACCGCAGCUCUUGUGGUCAGCGUUUCUGCUGACGCCGGCCAAUCUGCUUGCCGUGAUCGUGUAGAAAUCGGUCAGACCUAUCAACAUCACUUCGAUCCGGCCAAGUAUUGGUAUUGCGAAACCUUUGGUGAACCUGCUGUGGAGAAGGACUGUCCUAAGGGUAUGGCUUACAUGCACUUGCUGAAAGAAUGCAUUCCAUGGGCUAGCUAUCAAUGGAAGCCACUUGAAGAUCCACCAACUUUGGCAUAAAUGAAUAUGAAAUAAACUUAUGGGAGAAAAAACCCGGUUGUGUGAGAGGUUGCAGUUGUAAAAACAAUUUUUUGUUUCGCAUGUGGACAGGAAUACAUUUUAUGUGAGAAUUAAGUGUGCUUUCAACAUCUUGUUAAGAUUAUACUUGUCGUUGGAUCCUUAUGCUAAAACAAUUAAGUUUAAGUGCAUUUGUGGAA
Molecule: messenger RNA, 520 nt
Organism: Bactrocera oleae (olive fruit fly)
Lineage: Eukaryota; Metazoa; Arthropoda; Insecta; Diptera; Tephritidae
Molecular function (GO): chitin binding
Source: RefSeq, a predicted model, not a curated record